UCUCCCACAGGGCGAUAUGGGUCUUCAAGGUCUGCCUGGUCUAAGUGUGGAGAAAGAGGGACUCAAGGGAGAUCAGGGAUCCCCUGGGUUGCCAGGUCAGAAGGGGGCUCUAGGCAAAGAGGGAAAAAGGGGUCGUCGAGGGAAGACGGGGGACCCUGGACCCAGAGGCCUGCCUGGGGUGAAGGGUGACUCUGGAAUCCCAGGAGACAAAGGAGAUCAAGGUGAUCCGGGUCAGCCUGGUGGAGACGGGGCCUCUGGGAUGAAAGGACAGAAGGGGGAAGAAGGCCAGAGAGGACCACCAGGACCGGAAAUGACAGCUCAUGGACUGAGACAUCUGUCUGGCUCUGAGGCUGAAUCAGGAGACAAGGGCCAGAAAGGAGAAAUGGGUGAUCCUGGUAAAGAAGGUCCUCGUGGACUCAUCGGACUCCCAGGGAUUGCAGGAGAGACGGGAUCGUCGGGGGACCAGGGAUCACCUGGUAGAGACGGUCUGAAAGGAAACAAGGGGGACUCUGGAGAUGUGAUGGGACCCCAGGGCCUGCCUGGACCCAAGGGAGAGCCUGGAGAGCCAGUAGCUGAACAUCUG
Oncorhynchus keta (chum salmon) is the source of this 583-nucleotide messenger RNA. RefSeq names its product otolin-1-A-like. The transcript is spliced from 12 exons. The annotation marks the transcript as partial. NCBI's taxonomy places the organism in Eukaryota, Metazoa, Chordata, Actinopteri, Salmoniformes, Salmonidae. The record is from RefSeq and is a predicted model, not a curated record.